CCUAGCCAGUGGGCGAAAAAAAACAUUCGUCAAUUCUCCGUCGUCGAUCGAACGCUGUAUUUUUUUCCAGUGCAAUAUUCGGCCGAUGAAUAAAAAGAGUGAAUUGAAGUACUCCCUAAAAAAAUUAUAGUAAAUAAAUGUAGUCAAAAAGAACGACUGUGAGAGAGAGCGUAAUACAAAACGAGUGCUGUGGCUGAGGUGUGUGCGUAUGCGUGUAUGUGUGUGUGACGUUUACAGCAAAAAGUUCGGAGGUGUCGUCAAAAUUUUCGAGUAUUUUAAAGUUAAUGCAACCGAUUCCCGAUCGGAUAUGAAUUGAUCGCAAAUAAUCGAUCUAAUCGGAUAUGGAGAAAUAUUGCUAAUUGCAAACAAAACAGGGAAAAACAAUAAACAACGGCAAUUUGUUGCUGCCGCAACAGCAACAACAACAACAGCACACUAACACCACCCCCUGUUUCAGCCUAACGGUUCAUUCACAGUGGCAGAGGAAUAAACAGUAGAAGAAGAAGAAGAGUGUGCGAACUGGGAGCAUCAUGUGGCGGUCUUAGGAAAAUCAGCAAGGGAUUAAUCAUCGCGGAUCGCGAAUCGGGCAUCGGGCAUCACAGUUCGCAACGAUCGAGAUCUAGGCAGCGUAACGUAACCCAGGGACUUAAACUUCAGCAGGGAGUAUAGACUGAGAUCGGAGAUCGUCGUUCUGCGUCAGAAGAUGACCCUGACCACAACGAUCACUGCCUCAUCAGCCGAGAGCCAAGCGAAAAUGGACGUGAAGGGCGGCGCACUUCCCGGCGAAGAGAACCUGCCCACCUCCGAGAUGAAUCUGCUGGCCAAGCUGGAGGCGGCCAACAAGCUCAUCGAGAGCGAUGCCAAGUCCCUCAACUCUCUGCACUCCACGCACAGUCGCAAGAACUCGGACACGAGUCAGAUCAGCCUCACGUCGAGUGGCAACUCGGUGGCGGAGGAGGACACCUGGACGACGUGGGCCACCAUCCUGAACGACUGGGAGGGAGCUCUGAAGCGCAAGAAUCCCUGCGUGGGUGAGCUGGUGCGCCGCGGAAUUCCGCACCACUUUCGGGCGAUCGUGUGGCAGCAGCUGAGCGGAGCGGCGGAGGCGGACAAGAAACAGUAUGCGGAAUACAUCAAGGCAACCAGUGCCUGCGAGAAGGUGAUCCGGCGGGACAUUGCCCGCACCUAUCCCGAGGUGGAGUUCUUCAAGGAGAAGGACGGACCCGGCCAGGAGGCCCUGUUCAACGUGAUCAAGGCCUAUUCGCUGCACGAUCGCGAGGUGGGCUACUGCCAGGGAUCCGGCUUCAUUGUCGGACUGCUGCUGAUGCAAAUGCCCGAGGAGGAGGCCUUCGCCGUGCUCGUGCAGAUCAUGAAGCAGCAUCGCAUGCGGCACAUGUUCAAGCCGUCGAUGUCGGAGCUUGGUCUGUGCAUGUACCAGCUGGAGAACCUGGUGCAGGAGCAGAUACCCGACAUGCACAUACACUUCCAGCAGCAGGGCUUCCAGACGACCAUGUACGCCUCCAGUUGGUUCCUCACCCUGUACACCACCACCCUGAAUGUCAAUCUCUCAUGCCGCAUCAUGGACGUCUUCCUCAGCGAGGGCAUGGAGUUCAUCUUCAAGGUGGCCCUGGCCCUGCUCCUCACCGGCAAGGAAACGCUGCUCUGCCUGGACAUGGAGGCCAUGCUGAAGUUCUUCCAGAAGGAGCUGCCCGGUCGCGUCGAGGCCGACGUCGAGGGCUUCUUCAAUCUGGCCUACUCCCUCAAGCUGAACACCAAGCGCAUGAAGAAGAUGGAGAAGGAGUACCAGGACCUCAAGAAGAAGGAGCAGGAGGAGAUGGCCGAGCUGCGGCGUCUGAGACGCGAGAACUGCCUGCUGAAGCAGCGCAAUGAGCUGCUCGAGGCCGAAAGUGCCGAACUCGCGGAUCGCCUGGUGCGCGGCCAAGUCUCCAGAGCUGAGGAAGAGGAAACUAGCUAUGCCAUUCAAACAGAGUUGAUGCAAUUGCGGCGCUCUUAUUUGGAGGUCUCCCAUCAGCUGGAAAACGCCAAUGAGGAGGUCCGCGGCUUGAGUCUUCGCCUUCAGGAGAAUAAUGUAUCCAUCGACAGCAACAACUCCCGGCAGUCGUCCAUCGACGAGCUCUGCAUGAAGGAGGAGGCGCUUAAGCAGCGCGACGAGAUGGUCUCCUGUCUGCUGGAGGAGCUGGUGAAAGUGCGCCAGGGUCUGGCCGAGAGCGAGGAUCAGAUCAGGAACCUGAAGGCCAAGGUGGAGGAGCUGGAGGAGGACAAGAAGACGCUGCGGGAGACGACGCCGGACAAUUCGGUGGCCCACCUGCAGGACGAGCUGAUUGCCAGCAAAUUGCGCGAGGCGGAGGCCUCACUCUCGCUGAAGGACCUCAAGCAGCGGGUGCAGGAGCUGAGCAGCCAGUGGCAGCGACAGCUGGCGGAGAACCAGCGCAGCGAAAGCGAACGCACCACCAACGCCGUGGACUCCACGCCCAAGAAGCUGCUGACCAACUUCUUCGACAGCUCCAAGAGCAGCGAGCACACCCAGAAGCUUGAGGAGGAGCUGAUGACCACACGCAUUCGCGAAAUGGAGACGCUCACCGAGCUCAAGGAGCUGCGACUGAAGGUCAUGGAGCUGGAGACGCAGGUCCAGGUGUCCACCAAUCAACUGCGGCGGCAGGACGAGGAGCACAAGAAGCUCAAGGAGGAGCUCGAAAUGGCCGUGACCAGGGAGAAGGACAUGUCCAACAAGGCGCGCGAACAGCAGCACAGAUACUCGGAUCUGGAAUCUCGCAUGAAGGAUGAGCUGAUGAACGUGAAAAUCAAAUUCACCGAGCAGAGCCAAACGGUGGCCGAACUGAAACAGGAAAUUUCACGACUAGAGACCAAGAACUCAGAGAUGCUCGCCGAGGGCGAACUGCGCGCCAAUCUGGAUGAUUCGGAUAAGGUGCGCGACCUGCAGGACAGGCUGGCCGACAUGAAGGCGGAGCUGACGGCGCUAAAGAGUCGUGGCAAAUAUCCGGGCACAAAACUGCGCAGCUCAUCGAUCCAAUCGAUCGAAUCGACCGAGAUCGACUUCAACGAUCUGAAUAUGGUGAGGCGCGGGAGUACGGAGCUGUCGACAUAACCUAGAGAUCGACCAGAUCCAGCAGAUCCUCACCAAAUAAGAACCACAAACACAACCACAACCAGGAGAAUAGCAGCGAGUGAGAGGGGAGAGAAAAAUCAGGGCAGUACAGGAUACACCCAUAAGUAUAUGGGGAAGCGAGCUGAAGCCGAUUUAUAUAUAUAUGCAUCAUUGAUAUAUAUGUAAGGGCAGGCCUGUGAUCACAAAGAAGGAACGAAUCGGAUGGAGCAUCAGCAUCGGGCACAGCAAGUUAAUUAAGGAUCGAGGAGGAGAGAGCAGAAUAGUUGCAAUCCCAUUACAAUACUAUUUUAUUUAUGUUAAUAUUCGGUUAGACUUAACUAUUAUGAUAUGCAUAUUUUAGUAUGAUUAUUUGUAUCUACAUUUUUUUUUUUUGGCAAUAACUUUAUUACUGUUAUGUUUUACACUCGAAACACACUCAUAUUUAUUUAUUUUAAAUCCUAAUUGAAACGAUAUUGUGAGUAUUUUACAACCCCUGUACAUUGAUCGAUGGCAACUGAUCCGAUGCGAUGGAUUGCAGAUAGGUGAUUGGCAUUUGGCAUUUGGAUAUCCCCUAGAUAUAUAGCACAUAUGCGCAAAGCAAUGAAUUUUAUGUAUACCCCCAAGAACCCAUUUCCCUAACCAAGCAUCCUGUGAAUCACUUUUAAUGUAAGUUUUAAGCGAAUCAAAUUGUUCUUUGGCCAGGCGAAGAAAACGUUUUUAAUCAAUGCGCCGACUUUUUAAAGUGUACUCAUUUUUCGGUUUCGUCAUAUGAUUUGUAUUAUGAUUUCAUCCCCGUAGAAUGAUAUUAACACUCAUACACACAUUUGUCUGGAAUGAAUUUUGUAACUCUCGUAUAGUAAGCUAAACCAAUUUAAACUUUAAAGUAAAAUAAAACCAAGUGCGAAAGACAAAGUAACAAGCGUGGCC
Molecule: messenger RNA, 4054 nt
Organism: Drosophila elegans
Lineage: Eukaryota; Metazoa; Arthropoda; Insecta; Diptera; Drosophilidae
Gene: Evi5
Product: ecotropic viral integration site 5 ortholog
Exons: 9
Coding region: 704-3127 (807 amino acids)
Source: RefSeq, a predicted model, not a curated record